Suillus bovinus is the source of this 1797-nucleotide messenger RNA. RefSeq names its product NADP-dependent oxidoreductase domain-containing protein. Gene Ontology annotation, cellular component: cytoplasm. Lineage: Eukaryota; Fungi; Basidiomycota; Agaricomycetes; Boletales; Suillaceae. Bases 278 to 1363 code for a protein of 361 amino acids. The record is from RefSeq and is a predicted model, not a curated record. The transcript has 11 exons.
AUAGCUCUUUCCUAUGAUCCACUUUCUCAACAAACUUUUAUAUUUAGGUCGAGCAACGUUUCUGCCGAUGCAGCUUACGUCACCAAAAUGACAAGUACAGCCUACGUCACGGUGGUGGUUACAGAAAGUUCCCCCCUUUCAAUAAUCAUAUCUGCCGACACUGCGUAACGUUUCGGCCAGCAACUAACGCGUACUUCCUAGGCAGCUAUAAAGACAGCUCCAGCUUCCUGCAACCUACCCUAGAUCCAGAACUUCAAUCUACCUGUUAGUAUUCAGAAUGUGUAUUCGAGUCACUACCUCUCUCGGCGGUACUGCAUCUAACGUCACCGUCGGUAAAGUAGCUCAUGGAUUGAUGAUGAUGACAUGGACGCCCAACCAAGUCCCAGACGAACAGUGUUUUGAGGCUAUCAAGGCUGGCGUGGAUGCCCUUCCUCCUGGCACAAAGAUGUUCCUCAACGGAGGGGAAUUCUACGGGCACAAUUUAUCGACUGCCAACCUCGAGAUGAUCGCUAGGUUCUUCGAAAAGUACCCAGACUACGCAGAUAAGACCUUCUUGUCCAUCAAGGGAGGACUAAGACCUGGCGCAGUGCCACUACCCGACGGCUCACCCGCCAACUUGAGACGAAGCGUCGAACUCAUUAACGAGAAGCUUCGCGGCACCAAGCGCCUCGAUUUGUUCCAGAGUGCACGUGUAGACCCCAAUGUCUCUUUGGAAGAAUCGAUCAGGACCCUUGUUGAACUCAAGCAAGAGGGUAAACUAGAUCAUAUUGGCAUGUCGGAAUGCAGCGCUGAAACCCUGCGGCGUGGUAAUGCUAUACACCCCAUUGCUGCUGUCGAGAUUGAGGUCAGCCCAUGGGAAUACGGAGAGGAAGCCAAGAAAGGUACGUCAUCGGACAUAAUAUCCUGUAAUCCCUGUUGGAGUAGCUCAUCUUCAAUUUUGUCAGUCAUUGCAGCUGCCGAAGAGCUAGGUAUUGCUGUUAUCACAUACUCCCCGCUUGGUCGUGGGUUCUUGACCGGUCAAAUCAAGAGGCCCGAGGACAUUCCGGAGGGAGAUUUACGCCGUUCACUGCCUCGUUUCCAGGAAGAUAACUUUAAACACAACUUUGCCAUUGUUGAUGCGUUGACCGCGAUUGCGAGGAGCAAGAACGUCACUUCUGCUCAACUCAGCAUCGCUUGGGUUGCAUCGUUGGGCAAGCAUGUCAUCCCUUUGCCCGGUUCCUCGCAUGCCAAGCGCACUCGAGAGAAUUGUGCUGCAGGAGAUAUCGAGUUGUCUACGGAAGACAUCGCAGAAAUCAACAGUGUUAUCAAUGCUGCUGAUGUCAAGGGUGACAGGUAUGCCCAUCAGGCAUACCUCUGGGGUUAGAUGGUUCAUUGGCUCUACAUACCCGGCGAGUCGGACCAGCCGAACUGUAUUUCUAUUUGAUUUUGUGCUGCUUUAUGAAAGACAAAUAUUGUUAGACUUGAUUCGCUUGCCUUCUACUCGAGGGAUGGGGUAGUCUCGCAGGCACGCCGUCUUUUACCUACACUCAACAUUUGAUCUAAGCAUCUACAAGAACUUCAGGGGCUAAUUCUGUCCCGUCAGAAGUACUGGACAGAUGAAUGAUUUCACUGGAAGAGAUAAAUAGCAAUCUAGAAGAUGAUAGUGCAGAUGGAAAACAGGGAAACCAGAUGAGCUUCGUGACAAUCUCCUGCAGUUUGGUGCCCUUGAUAGGCGGUAUCUAUUUUAUACUACGUAUACGUUCUGACGGGACAUACAGUAACUGUAGGAUAAUCAAUCAAGUUGCAAUGAUGUCUUUU